Suillus discolor is the source of this 1719-nucleotide messenger RNA. RefSeq lists its product as uncharacterized. Lineage: Eukaryota; Fungi; Basidiomycota; Agaricomycetes; Boletales; Suillaceae. The transcript is spliced from 9 exons. The record is from RefSeq and is a predicted model, not a curated record. The coding region runs from base 1 to 1719 and encodes 572 amino acids.
AUGGCGAAGAUCAACAACUUUCUUUCACUCAAGAUGAUUUUACGCCUCGCAGGGUGGGGUUUUCUUUCUUUUUCCCUGACAAGAGGUGCAAUGCUCCUUGGGACAAUUUUGUUAUCUGACAAGACCAAUAUUUCUAUGAUGACGGGAAACAGAGUUGCACAUCCCUUCCUUAUCAGUCUCACUAAUAUACACAUGUCCACAUGUCGAUACUGUUUCACACCACUUGCAAGCUAUAUUGUCGACACUCUGGAGGCCAUGAUGCUGGCUACUGUUGGUGGGGAAACCUCCCCAGUCACUAUGGCCAUGUACAAGCAGUUCAGAGACAGUUUCCGCCAUGAGCCUCGCACCAAAUCAACUAUGCUAGCCCAGCUAUGUGUCAUCUGGACAAGGGCGGAUCCUGGUGAUAUUGAAGUGUUCUUUCGUGAAGCUCAGAAAUUUUGCUUAAAUGGCGUAUCUGAACCAUUCUUUGAGGACUGGGUACUUUCUGAUCCAUCCCAUUUUUUCACUCCUGAGACGCUCCACCACGUCCAUCGAGAAUUCUAUGACCACAAUGUGAAGUGGCUCAUUUGUGUAGUUGGGGAUGCCAAGCUUGAUUUUUACUUUUCUGUGAUGCAGCCCAUCACAGGGUUUUGCCAUUUUCAUGGCAGUGUUUUGAAGUUCAAACAGGUUACAGGGCAUGCUCAGCGUGACAUCCAGCGCUCGAUCAUUGCAGUUAGUGCAGAUGCAGCACCUAGUGCCAUGAUCACUGCCAUCCAAGCUCUAAUGGACUUUCAUUACCUCAUGCAGUCACCUUGGAUUAACGACAUCAAUCUCAAGUGCAUUUCUGCAGCGCUCGACGAAUUUCAUGCCAACAGGAGUGCAAUUCUUGCUGGUGGUUUUCAUUGCAGUCAGUGCGGUGGAGUCAUCGAUAACUGGUAUAUCCUGAAGAUUGAGCUUAUGCAGAGCAUAGUUCCAAACCACACUGAUAAAUGCCAUCACUUUGAACUUGCCAUGAGUCUGCUGGACAAUAUGUCAGGCUUGAAGCAGCAGGUUGAUACCAAUCUUGAUGAUGAUGACAUUGAUUUUGAUGACAACAACAACAACAACAACAACAACAACAACAACAAUAACGAUUAUGACAUCCCAGCAGAGCUUCUGGCGACCAUUGAAUGUCCUGACUAUUUGCGUCCCAUCACCAAUCACUUUGCAAUUGCAAAGCUCCUCCAGCACAGGGAGGGGCAGGAUUUUGUUCACACCAUUGGAGGGGCUAGAAAAGCUGGACCCACUGCUUUACUUCCAUUCGAAAAGCUCCAAGUCUGGUUCAAGCUUCGAUUGCAGAAUACUGAUUUUCAUGAUAUUGGUAUCAUAUGGCCAGCCCAGACCCUUAAUUUUUCACCACCUUCUGGCAUCUGGACCUGUGGCCGGUAUGAUCUGGUCAUUGUUAAUAACGAUGCAGGAUGCUCAUGGCCCAUUGAUGGUCUUUGUGGGCACACUGUUGGUGAAAUCAGGCUAAUUCUGCAUCCUGUUGGCAAGGCUCACACAAACUGGUCAUGGAAGGACUGCUUCCUUGCCUAUGUGUAUUGCUUCGACUUUGUUCCGCAAAGCAGAGGUGAUCAUGAGCUGAGCACACAAAUGCAUUGGGUGAUAUCAUACCAGUUACGCAGCUUAGGACACCUGUCAACCUUGUACCUUGCUUUGGCGCAAGUGCGGACAAUUGGCUCGCCCCAUAUAACAGUAUGA